GCUACAUUUCUACACUGAGAAAUAACGUCAGGUCCCGUGCUUGGGGUGCUGCCAUUGGUUGCAGUUAUCGUGUUGAACGGUGUUGCAUUGUGAAGAAAGGAGGUGGGACAAUUGAUCUUGAACCUUGUCUAACUCAUACAUCAACCGUGGAGCCAACUCUUGCUCCCGUGGCAGUGGAGCGCACAAUGACUACAAGGGCUGCAGCUUCGAACGCACUACGGCAACAGAGAUUUGUCCGAGAAGUCACAAUACAGUACAACCUGUGCAAUGAGCCAUGGAUCAAGUACAGUAUAAGCAUUGUUGCAGACAAGGGCUUGAAGAAACCACUGUACACUUCUGCACGCUUGAAAAAGGGGGAAGUUUUGUAUUUGGAAACCCAUUCACGCAGGUAUGAGCUCUGCUUCAUUGGAGAGAAGAUGGUCAAGGCUGCAACAUCAUCUCAGACACAUGAUAUGGAGACGGAAAAAUCUCAUACUCACAACUUGCACUCUACAAAUGGUGAAAGAACUGGUGCAAUAGAUGGCGAUAGUGUUUUGAUUGAUGUUUUCCGGUGGUCUCGUUGUAAGAAGCCCCUUCCCCAAAAAGUCAUGCGGUCAAUUGGAAUACCGUUGCCCCUGGAACAUUUGGAGGUGUUGGAAGAGAAUCUUGAUUGGGAGGAUAUCAAGUGGUCACAAACUGGUGUUUUCAUAGCUGGAAAGGAGUAUCCUCUUGCUCGGGUGCAUUUCUUAUCACCAUAACUAGCUGAAGCUCUUCUCCAGUAAAUUUCCAGUACCCAGUAUAUGUAAAAAUAAUUGUCCUCAGAAUUUAUAUAUGGAGAGGGUUGUCUUUGGCUAAAUAAUGCUGAAUAUUAAAUUAUAUAAGAGGCGGACUUGUGUAAUUUAGUAGGUGUUUAAAAAUUUAACAAAUAUGUGUAUGGAUUUUGUGAAAUAGAUACAUAAUGGUAUUUGAACUGUUUGAUGUACACCAGCUUCAACUUA
This is a messenger RNA of Camellia sinensis, 977 nucleotides long. Lineage: Eukaryota; Viridiplantae; Streptophyta; Magnoliopsida; Ericales; Theaceae. The record is from RefSeq and is a predicted model, not a curated record.